Prorocentrum cordatum is the source of this 672-nucleotide messenger RNA. NCBI's taxonomy places the organism in Eukaryota, Dinophyceae, Prorocentrales, Prorocentraceae. The record is from the annotation of a GenBank genome assembly.
CGAUUUCGGUUGGGGAUAUCCAGGGCGCCCUCGACGCGUCCUUGCGCGACGCCUGUCCGAACCAGGACAUCAGUGGUUUUCUCAGAGUCGUCGCAGACCGCGACGCGACGUGGCGCGCAGCUCACAUGGCGAACGCCCUGGCCGUGGCAGGUCGGGCGUUCGCUUCCAUGGCCCCGAUCGUCGCGAAAGGGGCAGCGCCAGGAAUGAUGCUAGAGCAGGCCCUCGUCGCGAGCGGCGAGCAGAAGAAGGCAACUUUCACGGGUGCUUCCGCCGCGGAUAGGUCCAACAGCAUGGCCGAGGCAAUCGCGGCGCUCUGGGUGGAUUUCCGCGUUGGCAAGAAGUUCCGAAGCUCGGACGCGGUGCUCUUUGGGGGCGUCUGCCGCCGAGGGCGCGCCCGACCCCGCGAGGCCCCGCGGGGCUCCAUCGAGCUCGCCCAGGUCCGGGAAGCAGAGCGCCCGCGGGGCGUGGCCGACCUCGACUGGGGCGUGCUCGCGGCGGUCAUGGAGAGCAGCAAGCGUGGUCCGAACCAGAACCAAGCAGAGCAGAUCGAGCAGCAGGAGGCGCAGCCGAUCGCCGCCGACGAGGUGUCGAACGCGGGCGAAGGCAGCGGCGGCAAGAACGAUUACUGGAGGCCCGUGACCGCCGAGCUCCGCAAGCAGCGCCGCGAGAGCG